AUGACACGCACUAUCCUGAUCACGGGCUGCUCGGAUGGCGGCCUGGGAGCAGCCCUGGCCACAGCCUUCCACAAACGGGGCGAUCGAGUAUUCGCGACGGCGCGAAACCCCGCCAAAAUGGCAUCUCUUACAGCGGCUGGAAUCGAGACUCUGGCCCUUGACGUGUUGACCGACGAUUCGAUUAAAGCAUGCGUCGAACAGGUCUCCAGCUUGACUGGUGGCUCGCUCGACAUGUUGAUCAAUAACGCUGGAGCAGGUUACAGUAUGCCGCUUAUGGACGCCGACAUCGAAGAGAUAGACAAGCUCUUCAGAUUGAACGUUUGUACGGUCAUUCGCACGACACAGCUCUUUUUGCCUUUGCUGCGCGCUGCAGCUCCCGCCGCCACGGUGGUCAACCAAACCUCGAUCGCUAGCGUAAUAGGUUUGCCCUGGCAGGCUACGUACAAUGCGUCCAAGGCUGCACUAGCCAGUAUCACCGGCACUUUGCGGCUCGAAUUGGAGCCGUUCAACAUCAAAGUGGUCGACUUACGUACCGGCGCCGUCAAGACGACAUUCUUUGCAAAUAUGGGCACGCGUUAUGACACUGAGUUGCCCAAAGACAGCAUCUACAAGCCCAUAGAGGGCAAGAUCUCAAAGAUGAUUGGCGGCGAGCUUGGUCCCGAAUUUAUGGACGUGGACAAAUGGGCCGCACGUGUAGUCAGCGACUUGUCGAAACAGACUCCUCCGAGAGAAAUCUGGCGAGGUUCGGACGCAACUAAAAUCUGGCUGGUCAGCUGCCUUCCCACAUGGCUUACGGACGGCUUUCUUAAGAAGAUGAGCGGCGUCGACGUAUUGGAGCAAGAAAUCAAGAAGCAGAAUUCGAUCAAGACGAAGUAA
Molecule: messenger RNA, 876 nt
Organism: Exophiala viscosa
Lineage: Eukaryota; Fungi; Ascomycota; Eurotiomycetes; Chaetothyriales; Herpotrichiellaceae
Product: 1-acylglycerone phosphate reductase
Exons: 2
Coding region: 1-876 (291 amino acids)
Biological process (GO): triglyceride catabolic process; phosphatidic acid biosynthetic process
Cellular component (GO): endoplasmic reticulum; lipid droplet
Molecular function (GO): acylglycerone-phosphate reductase (NADP+) activity; triacylglycerol lipase activity
Source: RefSeq, a predicted model, not a curated record